AUGGGGCAGGAUGACAGGGGCGCUCAGCUUCUCGCUUCGUUGUGGUCGCUGACGGCGGCGGCAGCGAUACUGCUCUUUCUCCGUUUAUACUGCAAGCUCUGUCGAGCCAAGGGCUUGUGGUGGGACGACCACGUGUUGAUCCUCUCAUGGGUUUCAUUGACCACCGCUGCGGCGAUCCAAACAUACCUUGUCAGCCUCGGCUUUGGCCAGCACAUGGAGACCAUUAGCAAAGAAGACCUCAAGACGAUCAACCUGUUCACCAUCCUCUUUGCGACAUUCGCCAUCAUAGCGACCACAGCGAGCAAAUCGUCAUUUGCUCUGACCUUGUAUAGGAUCACCGAUGCCUCCUGGAUGAAAUACUUGCUCGUCUUUAUCAUUGUGACGACCAACGUUUCGAUGAACCUGGUUUGGAUCUUCGGCUUCACCAAAUGCACGCCUACGAAACGAGUGUGGGAUAAAGACGUGCAAGGAACCUGCUGGGACCUGCAAAAAUUAGUCAAGUUCCAAUUAUUCGCUGCUUACUAUUCGGCCAUUCUGGACUUCGUCUUGGCCGCCCUACCAUGGAAGAUUAUCAUGGGCGCUUCGAUGCGUCGCCGCGAAAUGAUUGGGGUUGCCGCGGCCAUGAGCUUGGGCGCCAUUGCCGGAGCCACCGGCAUUGUCAAAGCAGCCAUGGUCGUCAACAUGACGAGCCCCGAUAUCACGUACGAUCGCGUCGAUUUGACCAUUUGGUCCUUUACGGAGCCCGCUGCUUCAAUCAUGGCUGUAUCCAUUCCUAUGCUGAGGAUGCUGUAUCAGGAGCUCAAGUCAAGCCACAACCGAUCCAAGUACAACCGAAGCAAUCCGUACGCCGCAAAACCGUGGGGCGAUCACAUGGCCCCGGAAGCACGGCAGACAAACCUGUACGGUUCCCAUGGGCAUUAUAGCCAGAGGUCUGUUGCCGUCUCGUCGAAUACGGCGUGGGAGGAUUCCCAAGAGGCCCUGCGGGACUUAGAGGACAACACCCAAACAAAGUGGUCGUCCCCGGACUAUAGCGGAAUCCUCAAGACAGAGGAAGUAAGGGUGCAUCAUGAGCGACCGAGCAACGUGAACGGCGGAAACGCUAUCGAGAUGUCGUCUUUCGGGACUAGAUGA
This is a messenger RNA of Emericellopsis atlantica, 1131 nucleotides long. RefSeq lists its product as uncharacterized. The record is from RefSeq and is a predicted model, not a curated record. The transcript has 5 exons. Bases 1 to 1131 code for a protein of 376 amino acids. Lineage: Eukaryota; Fungi; Ascomycota; Sordariomycetes; Hypocreales; Bionectriaceae.